AUCAGUUCAUGGAGUUUUCUGUUGCCACAACCCCCUUCAAAAAACAUUUUUAAAGAAAACCCCGUACAGAAAAAGAAUACAAGAGGGAAAUGGAGCUAGCAUCAAAAUCAAUGAUUUCAAAUUCCAAAUUCUCCAUACUAAAUCCAAGAAUCCCAAGUGGUAGAACCCAGAUUGCUUCUUCAGUAAAAUUUCCCACUACCCUAAUCAAGAAAAACACAGAGGCUAGCUCUGGAGCCACAAUGCCAACCAUGUCUGAGAUAUUGGCCUCAUCAAGAGCCCAAAACCUUGACCUUCAGCUCCAAACUCUAGGACCCUUUUUCAGAAUCACAGCCAAGAGCUUGGAGACACAGAAGGAGCUUGGCAAGGCUGAGGGACUGAUAAGGUUCUGGCUGAGUGGGAAAAUCCUUCACUUGGAGUCAAUCAGAUUACAGAGAGAGACACUGGGGAUGGAGAAGUCAAUCUUUGGCAUUGGCUUGUUCAUUGGAGCUGUUGCCAUUCGAUACGGCUACGAUUGUGGUUGCAGAACAGCUGAGUUGCUUGCCAUCAAUGACUCUGACAUUUUCCACCACAAGCUUGUCAGGUUCUAUUCAAGAAUCGGAUUCAAGGCUGUGCAUGAAGUAACUGGUUCGACGUUUGGAGACUACGCCCACAUGUUGGUCUGGGGAGGAAUCGGGACCAGAAUGGAUGCCAGUGUUGAAGCACUACUAAUCAAAUGGUGCACCAGGUUCAAAUCUGGAAAGUGAUUCGACCACAAUCGAUUGUUUGAGUUGUUUCUAAUACAUGCAAAUUGCUGAAUGUGAUGGCUGGAACUUUGUACUGAAAUGGAAGUGCUGUCUGAGCAAUAAACAUCAGUUUUCUUCAGCUGGUGUAUUGAUCUGAAGCAGAAGCACUGUUUUAGCCCCUUGGCUUCCAUGUAGCCUAACUUGAUGAGAAAGUUUUUGUGUUUCCCGGAGCUUCCCGCUGCCGUUCAAUUCUGGGCUUGAACUAGAUAAUCAGACAAAAAAAGAAAAACUGGAUGCUCUAAAGUAUUUGUAUGAUGGUGCCAAGGCUCACAUGAGGGGUACAAUAAGUUCCAAGCCGCUGGCGAUGCAAGAGUAGUUUAGAUUUGAUUACCUACAGAAUUAUUGAAGCAUCAGAAUUGAGACUCUUCAUGUAAAUGCCUGCACUGCACUUGGAGAAACAGCUAGAAGCAGUUUUGUACUGUGUCUCCAUACCAAGGGCAAUGCUUGAACUCCCUACAGCUGCUGAAAAUGUUAUUGCAGGGGACUUGUUCAAAGCCAUGGAUGUGGACAGAGCAGCAUAUUCUUGGCGUAUUCGAACCCGGAGCUGAAAUCAAGAUAGUGUUUCAAACCAAAAAUGUCUCAAAUAAAGGUUGGCAGAAGCUAGAAAGCUAUUGUCCUCACAGUAGAAAUUCUGAAUUAGCAGUGACAAUUUUCAAUUUGUUUGAACUUUCUCACUAGUGAUCAGCUGAGCCAGUACAAAAAGGUAAUCAUCUGAGCCAUGAUAAAUUUUUAAGAGUUGUUUUCAGGUCAGAAGUAAUCACAGCAUGAUUGAAUAUGUGUUCUUUUUUUUCCAGUAUGCAAUAAUGAAUGAAACCAAGUACCUUGCUUGAUUGGUAAUCAGGUAAGCUGAAUGAAGCACUAGUCUUCGUGCUUGACAGAAACUUCUUAUUUAAAGUGAGGGUUCCAGUAAUCUGUCAUAACAAGGGGAAAUACAAAAUGCUAAAUACCAACGAAAAGAUUGCAGAACUUUAAACUUUUGAGGUAACAGUAAGAUUGUAUACAGCCAAACCCACUUUUGAAUCCGUAUCAAUUCGACAGUCAAAAUUUGCAUUCUUGUAUGUGUAUGCUCCUGCCACAGCUGCAGUUGAGCAACCUGGCUUCUUUGCCGCGGUUGAAGUAAUUUUCUGAAAACAAUCCAGAACAUACUCAGUUUCUGUUUAACUGCUUGAAGGGAGUGACAUGAUAAGAACAUACCACUCCACCAUCACUGCGGGUUGUGAAGCUAAAUUUCUGGCUCCUGGAAUAUCCACUGGUAAGCAAGUCUACCAAAAGAGGUAAGUUUACGACAAAACUCUAAUAGGCUUCUUGCAAUGCAAGACAAGAAAAAUAGGACCAUGUGUGUAUUCAAAGUAAAGAAAACAAGAGAAAAAGAAACAAACAUUGUUAGUGGGAUAUACAGAGAAAAUCCACAAAUCUUAAAGAGGAAAGAGAUCCUACCCAUUAUUUUUCAGUAAGAGUUUAACAGAUUAACAUACAUGAAAGACAUAGAAAU
This is a messenger RNA of Prunus avium (sweet cherry), 2274 nucleotides long. The record is from RefSeq and is a predicted model, not a curated record. Lineage: Eukaryota; Viridiplantae; Streptophyta; Magnoliopsida; Rosales; Rosaceae.